Molecule: messenger RNA, 8818 nt
Organism: Anopheles merus
Lineage: Eukaryota; Metazoa; Arthropoda; Insecta; Diptera; Culicidae
Product: CUGBP Elav-like family member 2
Exons: 11
Coding region: 1982-4114 (710 amino acids)
Biological process (GO): regulation of alternative mRNA splicing, via spliceosome; mRNA splice site recognition
Cellular component (GO): ribonucleoprotein complex; cytoplasm; nucleus
Molecular function (GO): mRNA 3'-UTR binding
Source: RefSeq, a predicted model, not a curated record
ACGUUGGCGCUUUCCACUCAGGGUGUGCGCGCGCGCACAUAUACUCUCGCUUGCUGUUCCUGUGUUCUGUGCAAAGGGUCGCAAAUACUUCCGUACAUUCUUUCGCCGAUCACGCUUCACGCCAACGUAAGAUCGAUUGUUCCCAUCGUAGGCGUAGGCUGAGUGUUUGUUCGAGUAGAAAAGAGAUCUUUCACUUUCAUCGAGCUAGUUUGUAAACGAUUAAGAAGAGUUUCUGGUGAGCAAGGGUGGGCGAUGCACCCGGUUGGGAUUUCUACGGCAACGUGGUGGUCCACACGGUGCGCUUGGGAAGUGUGAACAGAAACCAGAUUAUUGUAAUUCACACCUGCAACCUGCCACAAAGCGCAUAUCAACCGGCUUCUUUACUGUCGGCAUUAGUAGGGGGGAAAACCCUGCAAUAUCAUUACCUCAACACCAGCAAGAAAAAAACCCUACUAUCCGUGUGUGUGUGUGUUUGUGUAUCUGUGCUUACGUACGUGUGUUUACUAAAUGCUGUCGCGUGUAGAGCAAAUUAAAAACGUCUCACUCACUGUGCACCCGCUGGUGUAGUAAAGAAAAAUGUUGUGUUUGCUACACUAAAUGUUUCAUUGCGCUACCCCCGCAUUGGCAUUGAUCUUGUUGUUAAUGUGUCUAUGUAUAUGUGUGUUUGUGUUUGUUUGUAUGUAUGUGUGUUUAACUGUAUGUGUGCUCAAUGUUUAUGCUCGCUCGCAACGUGUUGUAGUCCAAGUAGCCCUGUUCCCUUCGUAACGUUCGUUAACCUUGAUAAUAGGAGAUCGUUUAAACAAAUAACGAUCGUGUGAUUGUUUCAUCGAAACAGCUCUCCAUCAAUGUCACGAUAGUGUGUGUGUGCUAUGCUUUCAUCACUUUUCCUGUACCAAGAAAAAUACACAUGUGGCUUAUGUGUUGCUCUGUAGUUUUGAAUCGAUUUAUGUUGUAAAAACAACCCUACUGUCCUGUCUCUGUCGGUAGUUGCGUCCGGUCCCGUCCAUAAACCCACUCUGCUUGGACAUCAUUCGGACAUUAACAUUUAUCUGAAAGUGCGCCUGAAUCAUUCAUCUCGUCCCAGCAGAUCGUAGCGUAGUAAGAGGAGGUGCGGCCACCACACUCGACACUGCACCAGUGCGCGGCACAUACCGGCGGCCAGUAAAAACAGCAGCAGCGGCAGCAGCAAACACGCUGCCAAUAAGGAUCAUGACAGUGCGGAAAAAUAAUCUCCUUCGUUCGCCGCCUGCCAGCCGCGCCUGCACGACCAGCACGCGGAAAAAAGCGGAAUAAGAAACCGUGGUCGCACGCGUUAUCUUCUGCUGUUGCCUUUUGCCGCAAGCAAGUGUCCCUGCGACAGAGUGACAGGGAGACGCAGUCGCUUCACUCAACAAGUGUUUCCCGGUUGGGCCGUUUUCGUAAAAAAAGAGCGCGUUGAAGUGUUGUAUGCCGCAGAGCAGUGUGCGUUAUCAAGUGUAUUUGUGUUCAUGUGUGUGUGUAUUUGUGUCCUAGGCUGUGUGUGUAAGCGUGUUAGCCACGAGGAGAAGUAAUUAAAAGAAAAAGAAGAAAUAAAGAAAAGAAAGUUAAAAGAAAGUAAAGCAUCGAUUGCGAUUUUAUCCUUUGACGAGAAAGCGAGGAAGUUCUGUUUGUUGUGAUUGUGUGUGUGUGAGUUUUGGGGUGAUCAAAGCCGUGUUCAGUGUUGUCACUAAGCCUCCCAGCGUUUUAGGGAAAUUUGCUAGUGUAUCAUUGUUUGUGUAUGUUCUGUGAUCUGUGUGUUUAUAUCACACAGUUGCGCGAUUGAUUCCUGGUUUUCGGUUUUUCUCCGACCUCUCCGUGUGUUCGUAAGUGUCGCCGGCAGGAAAGCGACUCCUCCGCGGCGCUUUCCCACCCAUACCGAACCGGCAGCAUCGUGGUAUCUCCUCCACUCGCCCGGGAGGCUACGGUUGGCCCCGGUAUCGCACCGUUACCCGUUACCGCCACGAUGCUGAAUUCGCUCGAGGCGCUCGCGGGCAAGAUUUCGCCCGGCUCGGGCAAGAACUCGCCCUCGAACGGUACGGCCGGCGGCGGUGGCGGCAGCGAGAUGAUCGACAGCAACGGCAACAACAAGCUGCUCGCCGGCUACCAGCUCCGGACCAAGCUGCCCUACCAGAAGCCCGGCCUCAGCAACAACAACAACAACUGUAACGUGGUCAACAAUACGCCGGCCGCGGCCGGUAUCGUACCCGGUGGCGGUGGCCUACCGGUCGGGUUGCUCUGUCCGCAAGCGGUCGCCCUGCUGGGGGUCAGCAGUAUCGCCACCAGCAACACGAACGGCAACGGUGGCAAUGGCGGUACGGCCAACCUCGGUAACCUGAGCGCCACCACUGGAGCAGCGGCAGCGGCAGCGGCAGCAGCAGCCGCCAUCGCCGCAAACAGCCACCGUACGACGAACGGGACCAGCGACGCCAUGAUCGUGGACGACGUGCAGAUGAUGGGCGUAUCGUCGAAGGAAAAUGCCAUGCUGAACAUGAGCAACAGCAGCACCACCGCCGGCAGCAUCAAUGCGAACGUCGUCGUCACCAGCCUGAACCUCGGCAGCCCCGGAAGCAACAACAAUAACAAUCACACGCUGAACAACAACAAUCCGAAGGUGAUCAACAACAACACGGCGACGAUGACGACGGGGACGACCGCCGGCUCGGACGGUACGGCGUCCCCGUGCCACCAGGACAUGCACCUCAACAUGCACCACCAGCCGGGUGACGAGGAGGUGGUCGGGGACCAGCCCGAUCCGGACUAUAUCAAGAUGUUCGUCGGCCAGGUGCCCCGGUCGAUGGACGAGCAGCAGCUGAAGGAGAUGUUCGAGGAGUUCGGGCGGGUCCACCAGAUCAACGUGCUGCGGGACAAAACAUCCGGCCAGAGCAAGGGGUGCUGUUUUGUGACGUUUUACACGCGCAAGGCUGCGCUCAAGGCGCAGGACGCGCUGCACAACAUCAAGACGCUCGUCGGGAUGCACCAUCCGAUCCAGAUGAAGCCGGCUGACAGCGAGAAUCGAAAUGAGCGCAAGCUGUUCGUCGGCAUGCUUAGCAAAAAGUAUAACGAGAACGAUGUUCGACAGCUGUUCUCGGGCCACGGUACGAUCGAGGAGUGUACGGUGCUGCGCGACCCGUCCGGGCAGAGUAAAGGCUGUGCUUUCGUAACAUUCGCAACCAAACAGGCCGCGAUCGGUGCAAUUAAGCAACUACACCAGAGCAAGACGAUGGAGGGCUGCUCGGCACCGCUGGUGGUAAAGUUUGCCGACACGCAGAAGGAAAAGGAUGCCAAACGGAUGCAACAGAUGCAGACGAACCUGUGGGGCAUGACCGGUAUCAAUCAGCCGAUCACGCAAUCGGUAACGCCGCUGACCGCGUCCGCCCAUCCGAACCCACCGCAGCAGCAGACCCCGUUCCUGGCGGCUGAUGCGAUCUCCCCGCCGCUCUCGCUGCUGCAGCAGCUGCAGGCCGUCGCCCAGCAGCAGCAUCUUUUGCAAGGACUUAGUGCUCAGACUGAUACGACCUCCGCCGCCGCCGCAAGCCUUCUCGCGCCGAUCUCGUUGCAGAAUCUGGUGACGCUAGCCGGUAUCACGCAACCGUCGCUGCAAACGGCCGCCGCCGCCGCCGCUCAGACGCCGGCCACAGCCAUCAGCAAUGCAGCGACCUCCUUGUGGACAACCGGUGCUGAUACAGCCACGGGCCUGACUUCGUACGCCGCCUUACCGCAGUUUGGUGCAGCAGCAGCCACUGCAGCCGCAUUCACCCCGACGCCUUUAACCACGCCGACGCUAGCGCAAGCGGUGGCUGCCGCCGCCGGCAAGCAGAUUGAAGGACCGGAAGGUUGCAAUCUGUUCAUCUACCACCUGCCGCAGGAGUUCACCGACACCGAUCUCGCCUCGACCUUCCUGCCGUUCGGCAACGUCGUCUCGGCGAAGGUGUUCAUCGACAAGCAGACGAACCUGUCCAAGUGCUUCGGUUUCGUGUCGUUCGACAACGUGUCGUCGGCCCAGGCCGCGAUCCAGGCGAUGCACGGGUUCCAGAUCGGCACCAAGCGGCUGAAGGUGCAGCUCAAGCGCUCCAAGGACGCCUCCAAACCCUACUAGGAGUUGGGGCAGCUGGCGGCGACAGUGAACGCGCAGCUGCUAAAGUACUGCGCGGCUGCCGUCGCCACCGCUACCGCCACGAUCAUCGCAAGCGCAACAAUCAAUCGGCACGCGGCGGGGACAGCGGCAGCAGCAGCAGCCCCGGCGUCCAUCCGGACGCUGUCGCCUGCCGGUGCCGGCACCAGCAGCAGUAGUAGUAGCCGCUUUGUCACCACAAACAACCUCAAAUUUACUACCACCAGCACCACCACCACUAGCAACAACAGCAGCAACAGGCGGGAUCACUUGUCGUCUGGGGUCACAAGUAAGUCGUGAAGGUGUCACACGAUGGGUGCAUUCUUUGCCCGUUCGCUGCAGGAAAAAAUAUGCCACCCACCACAGUCCUUCAUCAUCCCUGUACGAGCAAUAAAUCGGUGUGUGUGUGUGGACCGCCCCUGUAUCUGUACAGCAAACCGAGCUGUACGAUGCGCCGGUACGGUUCAGUAAGCGGAAAACGGCGGGCAACGUUAACAAGUCAGAAUAAGUUAGCAUAUUAGUUUCGUGCUGAGGAUCAUUCGCUCUAGCUUUGAUUAGGUUUAACGCUAUAAGUUUACACACAUUCACACACACGAUCAAGUACGAUCGAUCGUACAUUUUGCGGUAGCUAAAGCAAAGGUUAGUUUCACAAACAAGUCUGCGCGGUACAAACGCUGAUAGCCAAGCGCUUGCGAUCUUAUUAGCGGCGGUUUAGUGUGAGGUUUUGAACUGAUUUUUCAUGUCAAAUGGCCAUUAUUUUUCAACUUUCUCUUAUACUACUACUACUACUACUACUACUCAAGCCCAUCCCCAUUCAAUUACUUUUACAUGGUUUGAUUUUCGUUUCACUGCGUUAUGGAAUACUUUUCGUUUUUAUCUCUUAUGCUAUUGUUAAUUACUUUGUUUUGAACUCACGAGCCCAUGGAUUGGACGUUUUCUCGUUAUUAUCAUCCCUCUCCUUAGAGUAGAGGAAUUUUCAUCCUUAGCACAAUGAUUGUUAUUUGGUUAGUUUUUUCCUUUGUAGUUUUUUUUAAUUCAUCAUCCUUUUUUCAUUAUUUUGAUCUGCAAGCAGCGUGAAGUACUUCGCACUACUUUGCUCACAAUUUUUUGACUGCAAGGUGUAUAAAGUCUGUGGCACUCCCUCUUAUUUUUUUUUCUUUGCCAAGAUAACUAACAUUAUUGCUGCUGUUCUUGCAAAGUUUUAUCAGUCAGUGCUGCUUUUUUUGUUUUUGUUCGGAGGCGGACAUUAAGAACAGCAGCAAUAGCAAUAGAGCAAUCGUUCAAAAAAAGGGUGGGGACUCAAAUAUUACUAUUUAAAAAUGGGGGUGUUUUUUUCUUUUGUGUUUAUCUGUUUUAUGUUGCAUCCCCUAAAGAAAAACUCGCUUCGUAAGAAACAACUUCACGUUAAAUAUUGCAUGUAAACACAUCCCCCAUGAUGAGAGUGGUGGGUGCACUGCAGCGCAUAUCCCGAAAUGAAUGGGGAGUUUUUCUGUUUAUUUGGUAAACUGUUUUAACUUUGUUUACACAUAAUUCAAUGCAUGUUUCUUUGUUAACUGUUGCAAGACGCCUGAAAAGAGAGUGGGAUGCAAGUUUAUUUUCUCGACCAAUAUUCUCACUGGUAUACUUUUAAAGUGUGAAGCGACAGUACCACCUUGAAAACAGUACUUUAUACACCGUAAUCGUAAUUAAACAACCUUCUUAUUCGUUUGAUUCCUCUUUUUUUUUUGUUAGUUAGUUUGUUUAAUUGCAUAUAAAAAUAGUGAAUUUGUGCACUUAGCAGGAUACAGCAAAAAAAAGUAUCGUUUUAUGUUCAUUGAUGAAAUUGAGGAAAAAGUAGAUUUUCCCACUACAAUGUAAUUGUAAUUUGGGUUUGAAUAUUGCUCCCAUUAUCUUUUUGUGUUCCUUUUUGGUUUGUUAAUCUUAAUUUUCGUUUUUUUCUUUAUUUCUACAAUGUAUAAGUUAUACAGCAAUUGGCUUUGAUCAGUUCAAAAAAAUGAAAUACGCGCAUUUGUUACACAGUGCAGCAGUUAGUUCAGGAAACUUUCGUACGCAACCCAGGUGUGUGUGUGUGUCAUCUCCCGUUUAGAAUGUAGAAGAAAACAAAAAAAACAGCUCAGCGAACUUAAAGCAAACGCUCAUAGCUCUUAAGUAUGUUUGAUUGUUUUUUGUAGAAACCUUUUCUGUUUUCCUUCGCAAAUGUUCUCCUUUGCGUAUUGGUAGAUCGGUAUCAAGCACCUGGAAAGAGCGAGCUAGGCAAUGAUAGGCAAUGAAAGAGAGAGAGAGAGGAAAAUCGUGUUUCAUGCACCGGGAAGUUAGCUGUGUUUGAUGUAUCAAGAAGAAGUAUCAGCGCGUUUGUGUCGAUGUGUAAAACCCCGUACUUAUCCCGUACCUUGCUUGUCGUUAUGUCAAUGGUAGUGCGCCGGAAGCGGCGCGUACACACAAGAACAAGGUGCUGUUGCCGAUGUCACUUCCUGAGCCCGUUCCGAGGGUACAACCACGGAAAAACCAAAUCAAACCGCGCGUAUAUAGGGAGAAAAACAGGAAAAAGGAAAAAAAGGGACGCGCGCUGGGCUGGGUACAUUCUCUGUGCUUACGUCUCGAUGUGUGCGAGCGAGCGAGCGAACGAACACACUAAUAUGUUGUGUGUGUGUGUUUUUUGGCGUAUUACAUGUAUAACUAUUUAUGUACAAUCGAAUUAAAUGUCAUUUAUUCAUUCAGCAGUUCUGUUUUUUUUAUUGCUGUGGGGCAACAGCAACAGCUGUGUACCGCUCUGUACAUUCUCGCCCACCGCCCGUUAUUGCAAGCCUGCAAGAUCGAUCACAGCCGGCCAGGGGGUGUGUGUGUGUGUGUGUCGGGGCUGCUGCACCAAUGCGAAAAACCCUUGGCACGCGCGCGCUCUCUGUUGGUGGACACACAUGCUUGAUAAUUAUUAUAAUUUCAAAUUACAGGCGUAAUUAGAUAAAUUGAUAGGGAAGUUCGCUUCGGUUCGAUUUGUGUGAGUGUGGGGGGUCAGAUAACCACAAAUGACAUCCCGGCCCCGGUCGACCACUUGGACGCUGCUGCCACAUUGGUAUUAAUCAGCUAGCGCGGCGGCAGCGUACGGUUUUAGCUCAUAUUUCAAAACACCCUUUCGCGCUGUUGACCUCGGCGGCACGGGCGUUGGUUUGUGGCAUUGGUUCCGGUGAAAGAAGCACACAAACACACACACACACACAACCACACACCUGACCCCCUACCAAGUGGGUGGUGGGUGGAAGCGUUUGAAUUUGUAUGGCGGCUCCCGUGUGCACACAACUAGUUUAUGUGGCACGUCAUUUGAUCUCUGAUCUAUAAUCAUUUGCCAGAAGGAUAUCCAUAUUCAUUGGCUUUCCCCUGCCCCAUUCCCUGCCAUCGUAGCGCUGUGAGCUACAAAAGGACGUGAAGGACAGGUGUGAGGUUUGCGGCCGUCCGGGGCAAAUCCGGAACAAAAUACAUCCGCGGCGAAAUUCUCUCUCUCUGUAAUUAGUUCGCGUUGGGUGUCAAGCCACCACCGGUGUGGUUUGACGGUGUGUGUGUGUGUGUGUGUGUGGGAGGCAGAUUGAGAGAAAGGGAUCGCACACACACACAUCCGGUUGGCGGAUCAAUUUUCAUUAGCGUGGAAUUAGCGCAAUAUGAGUAAUGGCAACACACACACACACACACACCCGGCUACGGUUGGUGUGGUUUUGUUUUGUUUGGAGGCACUCAGUGUGUUUGUGUGUGUGUAUGUUGGACCGGUGGCUAGUGUUAAUAUCGUGGUUUUACUUCCCUCUGUGCGAGAGAGAGGAAAUAAUAUCCUUGGUUGCGCUUGUUCACUGCAUCCAUCUUGAACAGGUUCGAAGGCAACAAGGCAAGCGGUUUCAGCAUGUAGGAUAGCGUGAGGUCAAAUCAGGUUGACAAAGGAGACACGUGUGUACCGUGGAAAACAAUGCGCCAAUGAGAAGCGGCAGGUAGAAGAGAAGAUGGAGGUCAGUUGCACACGGUGCACAUAUGCCCAGUACCUCCGACGACAACCGCCAAUAUUGUGUGUCAUCAAUAGCUGUAAUAAUGUUGGCAUUGAGGUGUGAAUGUGAGCGAAAGCGUGUGCACCGUCCGAUAGUUACUUCUAAUUUAAACCCCAUUGAUUAUGAUUAAUUAUUUAAUUAUGUAAAUCCGACAAGGUACGCUCGCGCGCGGUGUACGUGUAAGCCAACACUUGCAGUGUGCAGUGUGGAUAAGGAAGGCCAAGUACCAAGGUGAUGAUGAGUGUAGGCGAAUUACUAACCUUCCAUCUGCACGAAGCGGCCCGCAAGCUUCCGGGGCAAGUUGCGGUUGAUUAGGUGUUAAGUUUUGGCAUCACAUUCAAUUAACCGCCAGCCCCAGGCCACGCGAGAGCAUGUCCUUGUGGAAUGCUGGGGAAAUUUGAUCCCAUUUGUGCUUCUAGUUGCUCUAAACAUGCGGACACAAAUUAGUGACGCUUGUUUUUGGGUGUUUUUGUCACGAAAUGCUCUUUCAUUUCGAUUUUUUCAGAGAAUGCUCUUUAAAUUACGCCUUUUUAAGAACAGCUCAAUGCCGCGUCCGUCCGGUUUGGAUAAGUGUAGUGAUCGUGCUAUCCUGUUUGUGUGCGAAACCCGGUUUUAUUGGUUCAUGAGUGAACAAACGCAAACGGGGCUAGAAAUGUACGGCUUGCAA